AUGAAGAAGUAUCUAGAGACCCUGCCCUCUCUUUUUAAGCCAGUUGUAGGGGAGCCUUUAUGGGUUUAUUUGUCAGCCACCCCUGAGGCUGUAGGGGCAGUGCUCGUUAAAGAACAUGACAAUGUACAACGACCAGUGUAUUUCUUCAGACAUUUAUUGAAGGGAGCCAAGUCCCGAUACACGACACUCGAGAAGUUGGUUUAUGGAUUGGUUCUUAUGGCUCGGCGAUUACGACCUUACUUUUUAUCGCAUCCCAUCACAGUUUUAACCAACAGCACCAUGGGAAGAGCACUGACUAAUGUAGAAGUUGCAGGUCGGCUUAUUAAAUGGGCCACAGAGUUGGGAGAAUAUGACAUACAGUACCAGCCGCACACUGCUAUUAAGGCACAGGCCCUGGCAGAUUUCUUAACAGAAGUACAUCAAAUCAACCCUGAAGAAACAUGGAAGAUCUAUGUGGAUGGGUUUGCUAAUCAUCAUGGAAGCGGGGUCGGAGUCUUAGUAAUAUCUCCUCAAGGGGAUAUACUCCAGGUGGCAGUGCGAUUGAAUUUCCGGGCCACGAACAAUGAAGCAGAGUAUGAGGCUUUAUUGGCUGGAUUGCAAGCAGCUCGGCAUGUUGGGGCAGCUCGGGUAAUCAUCUAUUCAGAUUCCCAGUUGGUGACUCAGCAGGUGGCAAGCAGCUUUAUUAUAAAUUGUGAUAAAUUACAAAUGUAUCAAGAGGCUUACGAGAAGAUGAAGGCAGAAUUUGUAGAGGUCACUGUCACAAAGAUACCCAGGUCGGAGAAUGAGCGGGCAGAUGAGCUAGCCAAGAUGGCCAGUUCCUUAACUACUUGGGUGUUGGAUCGAUCAACGGCACAAAACUUUUUGAUAGCCCAGAUAGAUUUGCAAAACAACGCAGAAGCAACUAUUGAUUGGCGGGCACCCGUGAUCAAUUAUCUUAGGCAUGGUAUCUUGCCGACCGACCCCGAGGAAUCUAGGUUGAUAAGAAGGCAAGUUCAUGCUUAUGUCAUGAUCGGGGACCAGCUCUUCAAGAGGUCCUUCUCCCGACCCUUACUUAAAUGCUUGAGUAUAGAGGAAGCCGACUAG
Molecule: messenger RNA, 1083 nt
Organism: Zingiber officinale
Lineage: Eukaryota; Viridiplantae; Streptophyta; Magnoliopsida; Zingiberales; Zingiberaceae
Exons: 1
Coding region: 1-1083 (360 amino acids)
Molecular function (GO): RNA-DNA hybrid ribonuclease activity; nucleic acid binding
Source: RefSeq, a predicted model, not a curated record